AAGAUGGCGGUGUGGAUCCAGGCCCAGCAGCUCCAAGGAGAUGCUCUCCACCAGAUGCAAUCUCUGUACGGUCAGCACUUCCCUAUUGAAGUGCGGCAUUAUCUGUCCCAGUGGAUCGAGGGCCAACUCUGGGAUAACAUCGACUUGGAGAACCCGCAAGAGGAGUUCAAGGCCAAACGCUUGCUGGACGGCCUAAUCCAAGAGCUGCAGAACAAGGCGGAGCACCAGGUCGGCGAAGACGGCUUCCUCCUCAAAAUUAAACUGGGCCACUAUGCCAGCCAACUCAAGAGCACGUAUGACCGAUGUCCUCUGGAGCUGGUGCGCUGCAUCAAGCACAUCCUCUACACGGAGCAGCGGCUGGUGCGGGAGGCCACCAAUUCCAGCUCUCCAGUGGGCGGAAUGCUUGACAGCAUGUCUCAGAAGUACCAGCAGAUUAACCAAGCCUUCGAGGAGCUUCGCCUGCUCACCCAGGACACGGAAAAUGACCUGCGCAAGCUCCAGCACAACCAGGAAUACUUCAUCAUCCAGUACCAGGAGAGCCUGCGCAUCCAGGCUCAGCUGUCCAGCCUGGCCACACUGCCUCCUGCUGACAGACAGUUACGAGAGCCCACCUUGCUUAGCAAAAGAGCCACCGUGGAGGCGUGGCUGACAAGGGAGGCCAACACACUACAGAAGUACAGACUGGACCUGGCGGAGAAGCACCAGAAAACACUGCAGCUGCUGAGGAAGCAGCAGACCAUCAUCCUGGACGACGAGCUGAUCCAGUGGAAGCGACGCCAACAGCUGGCGGGCAACGGGGGCCCGCCGGAGGGGGGCAUGGACAUCCUGCAGUCUUGGUGCGAGAAGCUGGCGGAAACCAUAUGGCAGAACAGGCAGCAGAUCCGGAGAGCGGAACACCUCAGGCAACAGCUGCCCAUCCCGGGUCCCAUUGAAGACCUCCUCAAUGAACUCAACAGCACUAUCACAGACAUUAUCUCAGCCUUGGUUACAAGCACCUUCAUCAUCGAGAAACAGCCCCCGCAGGUCCUGAAGACGCAGACCAAGUUCGCAGCCACCGUGCGCUUGCUCGUCGGCGGCAAACUGAACGUGCACAUGAACCCGCCGCAGGUCAAAGCCACCAUCAUCAGCGAGCAACAAGCAAAGGCACUGCUGAAGAAUGAGAACACCAGGAACGACAGCAGCGGAGAAAUUCUCAAUAACAACUGCGUAAUGGAGUACCACCAGACGACGGGCACCCUGAGCGCGCACUUCAGGAAUAUGUCGUUGAAGAGGAUUAAACGGUCGGACAGGAGAGGAGCCGAGUCGGUCACGGAAGAGAAGUUCACCAUCCUCUUUGAGUCGCAGUUCAGCGUCGGAGGCAACGAGCUCGUCUUCCAAGUGAAGACAUUGUCACUGCCUGUUGUUGUGAUCGUCCACGGGAGUCAAGACAAUAACGCCACGGCGACAGUGCUGUGGGACAACGCUUUCGCCGAGCCUGGCCGCGUGCCUUUCCUGGUACCUGACAAGGUGAUGUGGCCUCAGUUGUGCGAAGCCAUCAACAUGAAGUACAAGGCGGAAGUGCAGAGCAACCGCGGCCUUUCUGAGGAGAACCUGGUCUUUCUGGCCCAGAAGGCUUUUGGCAACCCCAGCACCAGCGUGGAUGACGACCGCAACAUGACGAUGACCUGGUCACAGUUUAACAGAGAAAGCUUGCCGGGAAGGAACUUCACAUUUUGGCAGUGGUUCGACGGAGUGAUGGAGCUGACGAAGAAGCAUCUCAAGCCGCACUGGAAUGACGGCGCUAUCCUGGGCUUUGUGAACAAACAGCAAGCUCAGGACAUGCUGAUGUCCAAGCCCAACGGCACCUUUCUCCUGCGAUUUAGCGACUCUGAGAUCGGCGGGGUCACAAUUGCCUGGGUGGCCGAAAACCCCAACAAAGCAGGCGAGAGAAUGGUGUGGAACCUCAUGCCCUACACAACCAAAGACUUCACCAUUCGCUCUCUGGCCGACCGCAUCAGCGAUCUCAACCAUCUCCUUUUCCUCUACCCUGAUAGGCCUAAAGACGACGUCUUUUCAAAGUAUUACACCCCUCCGCUGUCCAAGGCAGUGGACGGCUACGUGAAGCCGCAAAUCAAACAAGUGGUGCCUGAGUUUACAACAGCCAAUCCGGAUCCAACAAGUGGGAAUCCGACCUAUAUGGAUCACGGUGCCUCUCCAGCGCCGGUCAAUCACCCACACGCCUAUGGAUUGUACCCACCUAUGAGCGAAUCCAUGCUGGACGCUGACGGAGACUUUGACCUGGACGACACCAUGGAUGUGGCGCGGCACGUGGAAGAGCUGCUGCGACGGCCCGUGGAGACCCACUGGGGCGGCCAACAGUCGUGA
Molecule: messenger RNA, 2364 nt
Organism: Nerophis lumbriciformis (worm pipefish)
Lineage: Eukaryota; Metazoa; Chordata; Actinopteri; Syngnathiformes; Syngnathidae
Source: RefSeq, a predicted model, not a curated record